Papaver somniferum (opium poppy) is the source of this 738-nucleotide messenger RNA. RefSeq lists its product as uncharacterized. NCBI's taxonomy places the organism in Eukaryota, Viridiplantae, Streptophyta, Magnoliopsida, Ranunculales, Papaveraceae. Bases 1 to 738 code for a protein of 245 amino acids. The transcript has 3 exons. The record is from RefSeq and is a predicted model, not a curated record. Gene Ontology annotation, molecular function: zinc ion binding.
AUGGAGUUAAUCGGAAGGCCUGGGGUUGCUGAGUAUUGCCGCAAUAUGCCUAGGGAACAUUGGUCCAGCGCGUUCUUCACUGGCUGUAGAUUUGGUCAGACUACAUCAAGCGUUGCUGAGUCCUUCAAUAAUUGGAUUCGGAAAGACAAGAGGUUGCCUGCCUGUGCCCUCGUUGACAUGAUCAGGUUACGCGUUCUGGAGUUGAUGAAUGAACGUCGCGAAAUGAGUCUUUUGAUGGACCCAGAUAAGCUCACUCCUACCUACGAGGCGUUACUUAAAGAAAAUAUUCAAAUUGGUCGAGUUUGGAAUGUUACUCAGUCAUCUGCGUAUGAGUAUGAGAUUCAUUCGCCUAGGUCUCACACUGUUGAUCUGUUGAACAAGACUUGCACCUGCCAAAGAUGGCGUGUUUAUGGUUUUCCAUGCUCUCAUGCUACAACAGCUAUUUCUUCCAAGGGUGAUCAAUACGUAGAUUAUAUCGAAGACUACUUCAAAGUUACAAAUUUUCAGCAGCUGUAUUCAAUUGUUAUUAGACCAAUCCCCAACUACAACAGGCCAGAGCAGUAUCUGCCAGAGGAUACUAUUUUUCCACCCCAUCCACGAGUUCCACCAGGUAGGCCAAAGGGAAAUCGUAUCAUGAAUGCAUGGGAGAAAGCUAGGAAGUCCGUCCGUUGUUCCAACUGCAAGAAGAAAACUCACCACAACAAGGCAACGUGCACUGCCAUUCCUUCAUACCCAUGA